This is a messenger RNA of Phycodurus eques (leafy seadragon), 8283 nucleotides long. Its product is annotated as E3 ubiquitin-protein ligase NEURL3. Gene Ontology annotation, molecular function: ubiquitin protein ligase activity. The transcript is spliced from 7 exons. Bases 1 to 1014 code for a protein of 337 amino acids. The record is from RefSeq and is a predicted model, not a curated record. NCBI's taxonomy places the organism in Eukaryota, Metazoa, Chordata, Actinopteri, Syngnathiformes, Syngnathidae.
AUGACCCGGAUACACACGAAUAUCACGAGGAACUUCCGGAGGCUGGGACCUCGACGUGUCGUUGUAUCAUCUUCUUAUUGUUCUUCAAACUUCCGCGUCCAGAUCACGAGGAACUUCCGGAGGCUGGGACCUCGACGUGUCGUUGUAUCAUCUUCUUAUUGUUCUUCAAACUUCCGCGUCCAGAUCACGAGGAACUUCCGGAGGCUGAUUGCAGAUGUUGAGCGAGAGAUGUCGCAAAAAUGCGGUUUCCGGUGCCUCGGUCCUCUGACGUACCAUCCCAGGGCCGUAGGAGACAACAUCCAACUGAGUCAGGACAAUCGCCUCGCAAAGAGGUUCAGCCAAUUCAAAAACGGCGUGGUGUUCAGCGAGCGGCCCGUGAGGAUCCUGGAGCGCAUUCGGCUGCGGGUCGAGAGCCACGACGCCAAAUGGCACGGAGCGUUGCGAGUGGGCUUCACCAACGUUCCGCCAGAUUCCCGAUCUCUGCCCCUGCCCAAAUUUGCCAUCCCUGACCUCACUGACACCUCCGGUCACUGGGCCGCUGCCCUGUGCAAAGACCUUUGUCUGACGGGAUCCGUGUUGGAGUUCUGGGUGACGACCGCAGGCAGUUUGUACGUUUCAACGCGGGGAGGCCACCGGUGCAAGCUAUUAACAGGAGUGUGCAUGACGAGGCGUCUGUGGGCCAUGAUUGACGUUUAUGGACAGACAACCUCCGUUCUCCUCUUGGGUUCCGAGAUCCGCGGAAUGUUUUUCACCAGGAGGUCAUGCCAGCAUCUGCCCUCGCCGGUUUUCGUCACGGGCUCGUCGACGUCUGACAACGGCUCCCGCCACGACCUGCCGCUGAUAACGGAGGGCGGAGAAGUGAUGACGUGUGUGGCGUGCAUGGAACUGGAAGCCAACCGCUCUCUGCCUUGUGGCCACCGCUGUUUGUGCGUCGCGUGCUACCAGCAAGUCUUGUGGCUUUUCGGCACGUGCCCCCUGUGCGGGAAGAGAAUAACGGCGCCAUUCGAACACUGAGAUGUCUGUUGACAAUUCUUUUAUGGACUCUUUCUUUAGGUAAAUGCGCAGCUGUUAGAUAUAUUGUAGAAGUUAUCAUUUAUUUGCUUAGCUUGCAUUAGUAUUAUGGACAAUGUUUAGAAAGAAAGAUGUCUCGCCUUCAAGAAGAUGACUCAGCAGGAAUCAUCUGAGAGAAGGACGUGGCCGGGACGUGGCAGGUGCCAUGUUUUCACCUUGAAACCCUACCCUUAGUGUGUUGUGUCUUGUAGCUUAGUACGUUAUGUCUUGUAAACUUAGAAACCUCCCUAUUUUCAAAUAAAUGCAGGAGCGACGGGAGAGAUUGUUUAGAGCGUGUUGAGAGGCUGUAAUCUGAACAAUCUCCCAUGCGCCCUCCUCAUGAGUAAAAUGACCAACGUCUUCAUUCCUUUUGUGUUUAUUCAUUAUAAUGUUUGGUGAGAUAAAUCCAACAUUAAAUUGGUCCUUCGAGCCGGAUGUCAACACACCCGAGGAUUCCAGUUGUGGAGCCGACACCCAGUUAAGAGACCGUGGCCACGGCAAUUGAGACCCUUUCCGGGACUGGUCUUCGUACUCCUCAACUGGGAUCUGAAGGUUGACGACAAUCCACAGGAUUGAAGACGACUGGUGAGUUAAAUUUUUUAAUUUUUUUAAAGAGUGAAUGUAUCGCGCGACAAAGAAGUCUGCGGCGAAAUAAACCUUGUGUAAUACUAGUCACUGGCAAGUAAAUGGACGGCGGAGUCCUACAAAUUCCGCAUGGACGGCGGAGUCCUACAAAUUCCGCAUGGACGGCGGAGUCCUACAAAUUCCGCAUGGACGGCGGAGUCCUAUACGUGCUAAAAUUCCGUGUUAAAAUAAAAAAAAAAAAAAUAAUUCAAAAAAUAAAGGACGGCGGAGUCCUAGACGUACUUAAAAUUCCGUGCCUUUGUGUUUUCGUGUUUCCAUGUUUUCGUGUGUUUGUUAAAACGUUACUAAUUUCGUGUGUGUGUGUGUAAAAGUAUGGAUGUAAGAGACUGGAUUGUAAGUGACAACUGAGUUUGGAAGCAGAGGCAAGAAUCCUCCGCCCCAUUUGGGGUAGAAGGUUGAGGUUUACCAUAACUCAGACAUUCAUUGUCACCCAGUCAUUGUUUGAAUAAAGUCAGUAUUAGGUCACUCUAGGUGCGAAUAAACUGACUUCCAAAUUCACAAAAAUGGGAAACAAUAACAAUAAAACGAAUCCAACAGAAAGCCUGACGUGUAAAGAUUGGAAAUGCGUACAACUUCAAAACCCUUCCAAAAUAAAAAAUUUAAACACGCGGAUAACCAAAUACGGUUUCGCUGGCUAGCUAAAUUCGCAAAAAUUAGUUCAACUUCGAAACAAAAUAGAGGGUCGACACAAAAAAUAAUAUAUCACAAAUGGAAAAAGAUGGAUUUGACGACUUACUUUUUGGCUAAACAUGGCGUCUAAAAGAGAAAAAGGAUAGGAGAAAAAUAAAUACUAUCGAGGCAAAGAGGGAGAUAAUUUUAGAGGACGCAGCAGAGUAAGAUAUGGUCGAAAAUGUUAUGAUAAUACCAUCUGUUGGUGCUGUGGAGAUAAAGGCCACAUCGCACGUAACUGCCCUAAGAAAAAUAACAGAGAAUACGGAGAAACAACCGCAUGACUAAGCCAACCUGAUUCCCAACUCAACAAAUCCUCUUGUUUAAUUAUUACAGAGAAUGAGGAAGUGGAUUUCAAUUUACAGGACAUUCUGAGUUUGGACACAAAAAAACAAAAACCUGAAAUAACCUUGUCAAUAAAUGGGAAAGAAAUGAAAUUUCCUUGCGAUACAAAAGCAUGUAGGGAAAAGAUCCCAGGUUCCAAACUAUCGGGACAUAAGGCAAUAGUUAAAUCUGCAAAUACGCAAAUUACUUUUGCCAUGGAACUUGAACUUGAGCCUGUGUGGAUUAGAGAGAGUUCUCCCUCAGGGGAGAACUUGUAAAAUGCCAAUUUUCAAAGUCCCGGAGUGCCCUGUGAAUUUGUUGGGAAGAGAUGGCUUAUUCCAACUAGGACUUAUACUCAUUCCAUCUUCAAAUAAAAAUAUUGUAGUGAAACGAAAACAUGAAUUAAAAAGAGACAACCUCUAUAUGACACUAGAAAACAGAGAGAGUACAUUCUAUUAUACAAUCGAUAUCCCAGACAAACCACCGUUAAACAUGGGAGAGGCCCUGUUGUCUGCAGCCUUGCAGCUUAUCACACAAAUAGAAGAUAAAAAAAAAAACAAUGAUGAGCUGCAUAUAACACUGUGGUACAAAAACACGCCAAUGCAAGACCCAGUAUAUGAAAACAAGUUACGAUAUGCGACACCUGAUAAAAUUACUGUAGAUUAUCUGUACUCAGACAAUGAAGCAAAAGUCGCGGCAGGAAUUAUUUUACUGGACAAAUUAAAGGAACUGUAUAAAAAUACAAGUGUCCCACGUAUUUCAUUGUGCAAAGAUUAUGGGUCACAAUGGAAACAUGUGGGAACAUUACUGAAACAAGGAUAGGAGACAAAUGAUUGGCGACAAAUAGAAAACAAACUGGAAUACAGUGCGUCAACUGGUCUAAUCAGGAAUGCGAUGUUUUGGACAACGCAGGCUGAUGAAGGGAGACACAUGCAUCCUGUAUGAUUGGACCAAAUGAUCCUCACUGAAAUUGAUGAAGAAAUAUUGACAUAAGCAAUGCUUUCGUUUCUAUACCAAUAGAAAAGAACAGUCAAAUUUGGUUUGCAUUUAAAUUUGAGGGAGAAAAUAUAUUUUUACUAGAUUACCACAAGGUUACUGUGAAAGUCCAACCAUUUAUUCACAAGUAAUAAUAACAAGCAUGUCUAAAUUCACUCCCCCAGGAGGGCGCGACAUGCAAAGAUUCAUUAGCCUUACUGUGUCAUCUAGCAGAGGAGGGACAUAAAGUUAACAAGAAUAAAUUGCAAUGGUGUAAAAAAACAAGUCAAAUAUCUGGUACAUAAUCUAAGUGUAGGAGGAAGGACUAUAUUAGAAGGCAGAAAAGCUACAGUUUGAAAAAACCCUAAACCACAAACAAAGAAACAUAUGAUGUCAUUUUUAGGUCUGACAAAUUAAGGGAGAGCAUGGAUUCAAAACUAUGCAGAAAUUAUUGCACCAUUGUCAAAAUUUAUGUAUGAAGCAAACCUUAAAAUGACAUCACCUGUUCUAUGGAAUACAGAGGCGGAAAAGACCUUCUGUGACAUUAAACAACAUUUGGUGUCCAGGGCUGCGCUCGGCCUUCCAAAUUUAAUGAUAAAACAUUCAUUCAAAUUGUAGAUUGUAAAAGCUAUGACAUGACCUCCGUACUUACACAACAAUACGGUGAUAUACUAAGAAAAAUGGGCUUAUUUUUUGACUAAAUUGGACAACGUGACGUGUGCAUUACUGCAUUGUGUCAGAGCAGUUGUGGCAGCUUCAAUGGCAGUAGAGAGCAGUUCCACGAUUGUGUUAUUUCAUCCAUUAACUCUUAAGGACCCACAUACAGGGUCUGCUCUCCUAUUGGAAACCAAUAUGGCGUUUUUAACACCUGCAAAAUAUUUAUCUUGCAUGGCCAUCUUGCUGUCACAACCACAUUUGACUGUUGAGCGAUGCACAACCUUAAAUCCAGCCACGCUAACACCCUUACCUGAUGAAGGCACGCAGCAUGAUUGUCAGGAAUUGGCCGAACAAACUGCUGAAUUAGUAGCAUUAACCGAGGCAUGCAAACUAAAAAUAAAUAAAGAUGGUACAAUCUAUACUGAUAGCCAGUAAGAGGGUUCCACAACAAGAACGCAAUUCAAAGUGCAAAACUACAAAAUGAAAUUUACAUUAGCAAAGAGAAAAAAAAAAAAAAAAAAAAAAAAAACUAUUCAAAUGGGCUGCUAUAUUGAGCCAUGCUGUGUCACAUGUCUCAACAGGAGGGAUGGUAAGACAGAUAAAUCAAUAUUAUACAACUUAUGGUUUUAAUUCCUAUUAAAAUAAUAAUAAUAAUAAUAAUAAUAAUAAUUUGUAGAGCAUGUAUGAUUUGUGCUAGGUAUAAUCCACAAGGCAAUUUGAGGCCCAGGAGAGGAAUAUUGAAUUAAACCAAAGUGAAGGAAAAAAGUAUUGUUUGGUUAUCAUAGAUGCAUUUUCUAAAUGGAUCGAAUUAUUCUCAACAAAAUCACCUGAUGCUCUGACGGUGGCAAAAGCACUAUGUAAAGACAUCAUUCCAAAAUAUGGCAUACCUGAAACCAUUUACAGUGAUAAUGGGACUCAUUUUGUAAAUCAAAUAAUCAAUAAAAUAGGAACCAUGUUCCACAUCAAUUUGAAAAACCAUUGUGCUUACCACCACCCUCAGAGUGCAGGUCUCGUGGAAAGAAUGAAUGGGACAAUAAAAAAUAGCAGAAAGAAACACGUGGGUUCAUUUAACACACUGUAAAAGAGUCAUUUCAGCUGAGUACUCAAAUAGGGAAGGUGAGCAAAAGUCUGAUAACGGAGCGGGAGCAGAUGUGUAGAUUCUGAAAACGCUUGCUGGUCAGUGAAGAAAAAAGACACCGACCCGUUUAGUGAGAACUCAGCAGAAUGACACACCCGCGUUGGUUACGAGAUUCGAUGAGUUGUUACAUAGCAACUUUGGUUACUAUAGUGUUGAUUUUGUUUUGUGGUACAUGACGUCCCACCAUAAAUGAUACAACGCAUUUUUUAGAUAGGAAAUCACCUACCAACUGGACCAAUAUGACCAACCCAAUAAUAAAAAAUUUGGAAGCAUUAACUCGUACCAAAAGGAGUACAGUUGAUGAUCAGAACUGUGGGCAUGACCUCCAAAAGCGGCAAAACAGUUUAAUAUUUUGUGCCCCCCAAAAUCAAGAUACUUUAAUCAUAAUUCCAUAUGCGGCUCUCACCAAUGAUGCUCAAGAGAAUGGGCAGAAUUGAGGAUAGGUGAAACAGGUUAUGAAUGGUCCAGUUGGUCACAAAAAAAUAGCAAAAGAAUAUAGAAAGAAGUUUAACAUAAGCAAAAUGGCCCAUAGUUUAAUAUUGAAAUACAAAUCAAGUCACCCAGUGUGUUUGAUGAUGAGUUUGUGGGCAUAUUCUGGCGGAAAAGAUCCCCACUUCCGAGUAGCAUUGUGUUAUGGCAACCGUGUUGAACCAGAAAUGCCAUUAAAAAACUUCAAAGAAAAGUGAACACAUUUUAAUGGUUAAUAACAUAACUACUUAUGAUUGGUUCCUUGUAGUCACAGGAGUUUCGGGACAAAAUUCUAUUUUAGUAGCACCGAAUAAUUUCACUUGUAUAAACAUGAUUAGUAAAGGAAAAAAAAAAAAAUAGGACCACUUAACGACACACGGUGUAAAGUAACCUUAAAAGUCGGACCAAAAUUUAUGCCAGUAUCACGGAGCAGCAGCUGGUGGUGGUCCGGAGAUGAUAGACUGUUUGAUAGAUUACCUAAAGAUCUGGAUUGUGAACUAUUAUCACUUUGAUAUUGCAUGUGUCAGUAUACCCUAUGCCUGUUCAAGAUUUAAUGGAAAGGGCACCAAUGUUUUUGUCCAAUCUCGAACAUAGACAAAAAAUAGAUUUAUCCUGGCAGAGGCAAAAUUAUCCAACAUAAAAUAUACAUCAACGCCAUAGGUGUUCCUCAUGGGGUUCCUAAUCAAUACAAAUUAGCUGACCAAGUUGCAGGAGGACUUCAUAUGCUGGUGGUGUACGAUUAAUAAAAAUGUUGAUGGGAUAAACUAUAUCCACUUCAAUGUACAGAGAUUAGGAAAUUGGACUCAGAGUGGGUUGGAAGCUGUGCAUGAGCAGCUCAAAGCUACCUCUUCAAGGACGUUCCAAAACCGCAUAGCUGUCGACACACUCCUCGCAAGAGAGGGAGGUGUUUGCGGUAUGUUUGGAGAACAAACAAUACUGCUUCAGAUGGCAGCUUGACCAGAGCCAUCGAUGGUCUACGGACCCUCAAUCAACACUCCUUGUGGGACAGCUGGAGGGGCGUUUUUGGUAAAUAUAAAACCCUAAUUUCACCAAUAUUGAUAUCAAUUGCUGUUUUUGCAGCCAUUCUGACAUUUUGUGGAUGUUGUUGUAUCCCAUGCAUUCGGGCUUUAAUCAGUAAAUUAAUCACCACAGCCAUAACCCCAUGGAGAACCGUAUGGAGAUGAUGUAUCCAUUACUGUUUGAUGAUAAAGAUAAUGAUGAUGAUGAUGAUGAUUUUGCUUUAACUGAUUUGUUUCCUGAUUCAGAUGAUUACGAUGUUUAAACUACAAAAUUCAUGUAUGACAAAUUUACUCUGAGUAUAAAUGUAUUUGUUUCAUAAAAAUGAUUCUACAGUUAAAAAAUCGAAAUGAAGUGACUGUAAGAUGAUAUGAGAAUUUGUGCAAAUACAUGAUAAACAGGAGGGAAAUGUUAGAUAUAUUGUAGAAGUUAUCAUUUAUUUGCUUAGCUUGCAUUAGUAUUAUGGACAAUGUUUAGAAAGAAAGAUGUCUCGCCUUCAAGAAGAUGACUCAGCAGGAAUCAUCUGAGAGAAGGACGUGGCCGGGACGUGGCAGGUGCCAUGUUUUCACCUUGAAACCCUACCCUUAGUGUGUUGUGUCUUGUAGCUUAGUACGUUAUGUCUUGUAAACUUAGAAACCUCCCUAUUUUCAAAUAAAUGCAGGAGCGACGGGAGAGAUUGUUUAGAGCGUGUUGAGAGGCUGUAAUCUGAACAAUCUCCCAUGCGCCCUCCUCAUGAGUAAAAUGACCAACGUCUUCAUUCCUUUUGUGUUUAUUCAUUAUAAUGUUUGGUGAGAUAAAUCCAACAGCAGCACUGGUAAUUUGAAGCUCUACUGUAUUUCUUGAACAUGAACAAAAGGCACUUUUAGUCUGGGAAAUAAUAAAGUACAGGUAGUGUACAUCUCAAUGGAUUAGAAUAUGGUAGAAAAGUCUGUUUAUUUUGGUACUCAUACAUUAUAUAGUCAUUAAACAUUUCAACAUGAAUAAUCAUUUGUAUUGUUUCAGGAUUGUGUGUUACAUAAUAUUUUAGUUUCGAGAGAUGGUGAAUUUGACACUUUCAUUUGCUGUAAGCUAUAAACAUCACAAUUAUAAGACGAAAUAUGCAAUAUUCGGAGUAUACAUACUCUGAGUAUGUGUCGUGCAUCUCUAUGAGUGUCCCCUUUUGAAUGUGAAACUAAAUUAACCUUUUGACACUGUUUAAAUGUAUUAAGAUGUACAUGUAUGCGCUGUUUAAUGUUUGCGUUUGUUUGCGUUGUUCAUUAUCCGAUAGCCAAUGUCUUUUUGUAUCAAUGACGUCAUAUAAAUGUAUGUAUGCAAUGAUGUAUGAUGUAUGUAAAUACAGC